Molecule: messenger RNA, 1118 nt
Organism: Aureococcus anophagefferens
Lineage: Eukaryota; Pelagophyceae; Pelagomonadales; Pelagomonadaceae
Exons: 6
Coding region: 1-588 (195 amino acids)
Molecular function (GO): GTP binding; GTPase activity
Source: RefSeq, a predicted model, not a curated record
AUGGCGUCUGGUCGCGUUUGCCAUUUCAAACUCGUCCUCCUUGGCGACACGGCGGUUGGAAAGUCGUGCUUGGUUGUCCGCUUUGUCCGGGACGAGUUUUUUGAAUUUCAGGAACCUACUAUCGGAGCUGCAUUCCUAACCCAAUCUGUCAACUUAGAGAAUGCAACCGUCAAAUUCGAAAUUUGGGAUACGGCUGGACAGGAACGUUAUCGAAGCCUUGCCCCCAUGUAUUACCGUGGUGCUGCGGCUGCUAUCGUUGUUUACGACAUAACCAAUAAAGAGUCGUUUAACGGUGCAAAGUCAUGGGUCAAAGAACUUCAAAGACGUGGCGAUCCCAAUGUCAUAAUUGCUCUUGCUGGAAACAAAGCCGACUUGCAGAACAAGCGUCGAGUUGAGUCAGAGGAAGCAAAACAAUACUCAGAAGAAAACGGCAUUCUUCAUAUGGAAACGUCGGCAAAAAAUGCGACACACGUUAAGGACCUAUUCCAAGAGAUUGCACGAAAACUACCGAAGACCCCGCCUCAGCCCGAGCGAGACGCGUUCCCGAUUAUUCCCCCCAAGCACAAUGAGAACAAAGUGUGCUGUUAACGAUUUUUUCUUGCUAAGCUCCAAAAGUCCUGAUUCUGCAACAGAAAUGCUUGACGCGCCUAAAGAAGCAAACAGUGGUGAGUUCGGCUGAUUGCGCAGGGAGACAAUAUUGAGCCAUCCGCAAGAUAAAGGUGGGCCAUCGAGGUUACUGACUGUCUCUAGUGUCGACAGUGCGACUCCCUCCCUCCCGAUUUGCGGAUUUUUAGAUAUGCUAUGGAGCUCGGUGGGUUUUCGGUAUUGUGGCCACAAUACUGUUCGGCAAGUUGGAUCCCAAUUACCUCGGGCCAGCCACGCGGCAAUGAGUAUGAUCGUUGGGCGAGCAGUCCCUGGGUAGUUGAGGCCUGCUGAGGUGGCUGCGCCAUCCAAGCGCGGUCCGUCGGCCUUCAUUCUGGCACUCUCAAUUGAAUCGAGCUCAGCCCCCCCUUGAGGGGGGAGUUUACCUUGCUUCCUUUAGCUUCAGGCUAGUGGGGGACACGAAAGGCCAAGUGGACGGAAACAUAUUGUACUUGCCGUAAAUGCAAUACUACAAU